AUCGACUCGCGGCGGAGGAGGCCGAACGAAACGAAACGAACGUGAGCAGAGCAGCGAGACACGUCGUGCCAGAGCAAUGGAGCCUGCCGCAAUCACAUCAGCAGCGCCGCCGGCCUUGGCGGCCACGCGGCUCCUCGUCAUCCCGCCUCCCCGCGGCGGCUUCGCGUCCAUCUCCCUCCCCACCUCCAUCGGUGGAGGCGGGGACAGGGGCGGAGGUCGCUCCGCUGGAGGAGGCGGCGGCGGCGGCGGCGGCGGAGGAGACUCUGGUGCCGGCGCUGCAGCGGCGAUGGCGCUCGUCGAGGCCGGGACGAUUGACGGCGACGUCAUCGUGCUCCACGUCGGGGGUAUGUCGUGCGGCGGAUGCGCCGCCAAAGUGAAGCGGAUUCUCGAGAGCCAGCCUGAGGUUGCUUCUGCCACGAUCGACUUGGCCAAGGCGACCGCGGUGGUGCGGACGACACCAGAAGCCAUGAUGACCAAGGACUGGCACAAGGAACUUGGGGAGAAGCUUGCAAAUCACCUAAGAAAUUGUGGAUUUCAGUCUCAUAUGCUUGAUGAAACCGAACAAAGCUGAUUCAGCACCGGCGCCUGAGUACCCUUGAAGUUUUUGCACAAUCGGAUGCUCUUGUUGAACGCAGUAACUAUCUUGCACAAGUUGUACAUGUGGUUGUGGCAAUAUGAGAAAUGUUUUGCGUUGA
Molecule: messenger RNA, 695 nt
Organism: Triticum dicoccoides
Lineage: Eukaryota; Viridiplantae; Streptophyta; Magnoliopsida; Poales; Poaceae
Product: copper-transporting ATPase PAA1, chloroplastic-like
Exons: 4
Coding region: 77-571 (164 amino acids)
Molecular function (GO): metal ion binding
Source: RefSeq, a predicted model, not a curated record